This is a messenger RNA of Echinococcus granulosus, 603 nucleotides long. RefSeq lists its product as hypothetical. The coding region runs from base 1 to 603 and encodes 200 amino acids. The transcript has 4 exons. The record is from RefSeq and is a predicted model, not a curated record. Lineage: Eukaryota; Metazoa; Platyhelminthes; Cestoda; Cyclophyllidea; Taeniidae.
AUGACCUUUAUUUGUUUGCCCCACUUUUUAUAUCCCAACUACUGUGAUCCUAGUUUACCUGUUCAAUGUGACGCAUAUAAUUUGGGCCCAUAUUUUACGAAAACUUUUCGUCAAAUUUAUUGUAUAACACUUGAAAAUGCGGUACAUGGUAGCCGUGGAACUUGUUACUCAGAAUUAUAUGGUCUAACCCCUUUGGCCCAGCUGUCAUUUCUCACAUUGCGGCAAAGGAAAUUGAAGACUAACUUUAACGAAAUUUCGGUGCUCUUUUCAUUAGAGCGUAAUUCAUCAGUAUGUACGCGUUCUUAUUUCUUUCCAGCUUCUAAAGAUUUUUAUUUGCAAAUUUUGAUUUUGUACCCCUUUAUUUGUGUUUCUGAGGAAAUUGAAGAAGAGCGUAGGGAUAAUGGUCGAUUCACUUGUCGAUGGGAUGCCUUACAUGAAAGAAUGCCAGAUGCAGAUCCAUCACACAACAACUGCUUAAGGAAUGAGUUCUUAGGGAUAGGGUUAGUUUAUGUUGCAGAAUGUGUGAGAAUUUUAUGGAAAUACUGUGUACUCGAAGAAGCCAAACCGAGCGAGAACAAGUGGAAUGAAGCUGAACAAGCUUAA